UAAUUGUCCAGUGCUCAGCAUUCUUUGUGUUGGUGUCUGUUUGAGUGUUUUUUGUAUUUUGUCCUGUUGAUGCUCAUAAAUAUGCUGGAUGAACGGCACAGUCACGUGACCGAACCUCUGUGCUGCGUGUGUUUAUGUGCAGGAAUCAUUCGCUCUAGUGACCGUCCUCACACGCGUUUCCCGCUGGACCAUUAUCUGGACCUGUUUGAUCCGGUGGCCCUUCAGAUACAGCAAAGCCUUCUGGGAAACUCCAGCAGCAACAUCAUCACCAGUGAGGCCAGCGCUUCCACUAUGUGGGACAACAACGCCUGGCUGUAUCUCCAUGGCAACAGCACAGGGGCGGAGCCUCCGUCACUCGUCCAGGACUUCAUUCACGCACUGCAGCCGGACGCACGAUUCAUCGCCAUCCUCAGAGACCCUGUGGAGAGGUCAGAGGUCACCAGCAUUCUUAUCCCCAACUAAAACCAUAGAAAAAAUCAUUACGUAAAAUAUAAAAACCGCAAUCUUUAUUUCAGUUAGUUGCCAAGGCAAGGGUGUCCAAACUCGGUCCUGGAGG
Molecule: messenger RNA, 556 nt
Organism: Sinocyclocheilus grahami
Lineage: Eukaryota; Metazoa; Chordata; Actinopteri; Cypriniformes; Cyprinidae
Product: carbohydrate sulfotransferase 15-like
Exons: 2
Coding region: 70-462 (130 amino acids)
Biological process (GO): hexose biosynthetic process
Molecular function (GO): N-acetylgalactosamine 4-sulfate 6-O-sulfotransferase activity
Source: RefSeq, a predicted model, not a curated record